Molecule: messenger RNA, 2088 nt
Organism: Penaeus vannamei (Pacific white shrimp)
Lineage: Eukaryota; Metazoa; Arthropoda; Malacostraca; Decapoda; Penaeidae
Source: RefSeq, a predicted model, not a curated record
CCAUGCCCGGCCGGCGAGAGAGCGAGGAGACAGCGGCUCCCCUUAAGAAGCAGGAGCAGGAGCAGGAGCAGGAGGAGGAGGAGGAGGACGAGCGGGGGACGUGGAACAGCAAGUGGGACUACUUCCUGUCGCUCUCGGGCCUCGCCAUCGGCCUCGGGAACGUGUGGCGGUUCCCGUACCUGUGCUACAAGAACGGCGGAGGCGCCUUCCUCGUGCCCUACCUCAUCAUGCUCGCCCUGGUCGGCCUGCCUCUCUACCUGCUGGAGACGGGCGUGGGGCAGUUCAGCUCGGGAAGCCCCAUCACCAUUUACCGGGUGUGUCCCAUAUUCAAAGGAAUUGGCAUCGCAGCAACCCUGGCUCGUAUGUACUUAGAAACGUACUAUAGCGUGGUGGUUUCCUAUCCUCUCGUCUUCUUGUACAACCUGGUGGGCAUAGGCUUACCCUGGGCGACUUGUGACAACACUUGGAACACCGAGAACUGUUCCCAAUUAGUUGUGGAGAACAACACAUACCAAGAAAUAUCUACACAUACGCGUUCACCAGCUGACGAAUUCUUUCAUUACCAGAUCCUGCACAUAUCCUCUGGCGUCGACGAGACCGGGGGCUUCGUCCUGCCCGUCGUGUUGGCAACAGUGUUCGUGUGGAUCCUCGUGUUCCUCAGCAUCUUCAAGGGGAUUAGGGUCACAGGGAAGCUCGUAUGGUUCACCGUGACCUUCCCGUUCGUGAUGCUCCUCAUAUUGUUCUUGAGGGGCGUGACACUCCCGGGGGCGUGGGAUGGGAUCUACUACUACAUCUACCCUGACUUCAAGAAACUCGCGAGGCUGCAGGUAUGGGGCGACGCCGCCUCCCAGAUCUUCUUCAGCCUCGGCGCGGGGGGUGGCGCUCUCGUCUCCCUCGGCUCCUACAACAAAUUCCGCUACAACUGCCUCCGCAACGCCUGCAUCGUCCCGGUCCUGAAUUCGGCCACCUCGGUCUUCGCUGGAUUCGUCGUGUUCUCAGUCCUGGGGUUUAUGGCCCACCAGACGGGGGUCCCGGUCGAGGAGGUGACCACUGGAGGACCUGGGUCACGCUCGCCUUCUGCGUUGGCCUGUGUCUCGUGGCUCUCAGCUGCUGCACGAAGGUCAGGGAUUGUCUGGCGUUGGGUGAGGGGUCAGAGGGCAAAUGGAGGAAUGUACGUGAUCCAACUCCUGGACACCUACUGCGCCCCCUACACCUUCAUCUUCGUGGGCCUCUGUGAAAUGCUCGUCUUCGGAUAUUCAUACGGUGUUGGUCGCCUGAUAAGAGACAUACAAAUGAUGACAGGAAAGGUUGUACCAUAUUUUUGGUACGUAACUUGGUUAGCCAUCACACCGUCUGUGCUGGCAUUCAUCUUCGUCAACAUCUUCGCCCGGAGUUCGCCCGUGAGCUACCGCGGGGUCGAGCUCCCCGCUUGGGCUCAGGCACUCGGCUGGGUCAUCGCUGGGACGUCCAUGCUCACGGCGCCCCUGUAUGCGCUGUCCUUCCUCGUCUGCGGGAGCUCGGGGUCGUUCCAUAAGCGCCUCUCCACCGGCCUGGGACCCUCCGACGACUGGGGACCGGGCCUGGAGAGGUUCAGAACCCUGUGGGCGGAGUAUUGCUCCCGGAAUCCGCUCCGUCACCGCCUCCUCCACCCUGGGCCGCCGGUGGAUCAGUGUUACCAACUGAAGCACGUGGAUAAUGCAGAACCUUGCGAACGACUUAUAAACGAAGGGACUGAGCAGUUGCCGUUCACGCCGGAGGAGGUUAAGAUUUGUCAAGUGUAGGGCUUGAUUUUUCCUUUUUUUUUUUCUUAUCUAGAGGGGGAAAAAGAGAGAAAAGUAAUGGAGGUAGUCUGAAGAAAAGGAGUAAGGUUGUGUCCAUUUUUAUCCACGGUUGUGUUUUAAUUUUUCCUCAAUUUUAUAGAUGUUACAUUUUUUUCUUUGGGUUGUGAGAGCCUGGCGUUCCGAGCUGUUGACGAGGGGCGUGGAUGUGCAUGAGCGAAGACCUUAGCAAACGCAGGAUUUCAAGAACACAUUUUCAUCUGUCUGAGGGAGUGCUUAGUACGAAAACAAAAAAAAAUCACACUUCAUA